AUGGAAAAACCACCUCCCCCAGAUUCUCUCUCCAGCUACUCAGAAGUCUCCUACUACGUGAGGAACAAGAUUGAGCUCUGUCUUCAAAACUACAUGAGCUUGGAAAGAACCGCAAACUAUCUUGAGAAGAAUCACCAGAUUAGCAAAACUCUCACACACUUAGUUUGGGAGCAGCUUCUGAAACAGAAUCCAGUUUUCUUCGUUAACUUCGACUUGAGACGCAAAACGGCUCUUCAUCUGAAGACGGUUAAUGAUUUGCUGACUAAGCAAGCUGUUCUGAUGUUCGAGAAUGGACUUCUUGAUAUCUCUGAUGCUUCAACUUCAGUUAGGUCUCUUCUUCGUCAAAAACACCCUGAAAGGAUUCAUGUUUUGGAGACCUUAGUUGCUCAGUCUCAGAGUACUUAUGCUCACCAAGAUCAAGUCCUCAAUCCUGCAAGCUUUGCAAUGCCUUAUGCAAAUGGUAUAUCAGUUGCUCAGUGGCAGAUUCCUAAUGAGCAGCUAAAUGAACACCUUUAUGCUACAAACUUACCAUUGCCUGCUACAAAUGCUAUAGCAGUGAUGCGGAUGCCUAUUCCUUAUGACCAGCAAGAUCAACACCUUUACACAGCAAGCUUACCAUUGCCAACUGCAAAUGGUCCAUCAAAUAACUCUCUUGGAGCUCCAACAUUUCCACCAGUAGAUACUGAUGAUUUGUCUCUUCUACUUAAUGAUCCUGCAUGUAAAGAGAAGACUCCACCUUACUCUCUGUCUUUCUCGUUGCAUUAA
Messenger RNA from Eruca vesicaria subsp. sativa (arugula), 765 nucleotides. The record is from the annotation of a GenBank genome assembly. NCBI's taxonomy places the organism in Eukaryota, Viridiplantae, Streptophyta, Magnoliopsida, Brassicales, Brassicaceae.